Molecule: messenger RNA, 2162 nt
Organism: Medicago truncatula (barrel medic)
Lineage: Eukaryota; Viridiplantae; Streptophyta; Magnoliopsida; Fabales; Fabaceae
Product: PAP-specific phosphatase HAL2-like
Exons: 3
Coding region: 460-1860 (466 amino acids)
Biological process (GO): sulfate assimilation; phosphatidylinositol phosphate biosynthetic process
Molecular function (GO): 3'(2'),5'-bisphosphate nucleotidase activity
Source: RefSeq, a predicted model, not a curated record
AAAUCUUUUAUGUCUUCAAUUUUUGUGUAUGUAGGUUUUCAGGGGAAAAGAGUAUGAUAACAUGGAGUUUGAUCGGAUGGUGAAUAAGUUGACCAAGAAUUAUUACACCGAAUUGCAAUUCCUCUUUGUUGAAAGCUCAUUUGAGUACUAUUGUUUGAUUCUUUUAUAUCUUUGAUUGAGGCAUGAUUUUGUCCCUCUAAUUUUUUUAUAUACAAUAAAUAUAUAAUAAACAAUGAAAUAUUAGGGUAAGGUAAGUAAGUCUGAUUUUUUAGCAUUUCUCAGCUGCCACUGAGUUUUGGUUCUUUGUUUCUCUUUCUCUCCCUUUCAAUUUUAAUAUCAAUAUCAAUUUUUCAACAUAAAGUAACUAUUAACAUUGAAUAUUGUUAUCAAAGUACAAGAGUGAAAGAGAAAGAAAUUGUUGUGUGCGUGCGUGCGUGUGUGUAUUCAUUACACACAAUUAUGUCUUUCUCUAGCACAAUAAUCCGACCACGUAUGUUGUUGGGACAAACAACAAGAUUCAACAACAAUGAUGCAUUCACACUCUCCCACGUUGUUCAACCACAACCACUUGUACGAGGUUCUUGUUCCUUCUCACUCUCAACGACCCGCCACAUUGGUUUUGUUUCAAAAUUCGACCAAACCUGUUCUUCUGCUUCACCUAUCAUGGAGGAUGAGGAUCAGAAAAAGUUUAGUUUUUUCUCCAAAUCAGAAAAAGAAGAUGAUGAAGAAUAUUCCAAGGAAUUGGAUGUUGCUGUCAGAGCAGUGCAAAUGGCUUGUUCACUUUGUCAGAGAGUGCAGGAGAGUUUGAUUUCCAAAACCAAUCAUCAGGUUCAGUCUAAGGAUGAUAAUUCUCCUGUUACUGUUGCUGAUUGGAGUGUCCAAGCAGUUGUGAGCUGGAUAUUAUCUGAGUGUCUAGGAAGCGAAAAUAUCUCAAUUGUAGCUGAAGAAGAUGUUCAAACUCUCUCCAAAUCUAAUGCAUCUGAACUAUUAGACUCUGUGGUUAAAACUGUGAAUGAUUGCCUAGCUGAAGCGCCUCGAUUUGGUGUUCAGAAGCCAAAAUCACCACUUGGAAAUUCAGAAGUUCUCGAUAUUAUAAGUCGCUGCAACUCAACCGGUGGUCCAUCUGGAAGAUUUUGGGUACUAGAUCCUGUUGAUGGCACACUCGGGUUUGUUCGUGGCGAUCAAUAUGCUGUAGCUCUAGCGCUCGUAGAGGAUGGAGAAGUAGUGCUUGGUGUUCUUGGCUGUCCAAAUUACCCUAUGCGGAAGGAAUGGUUAAGUUAUCAACACCGGUAUCAUAGGAUUGUAUCGAAGUUGACUCCUCCAACUUCUGAAAGUUGGAACAAAGGUUGUGUGCUAUAUGCUAAAAAGGGUACAGGAAAGGCUUGGAUGCAACCAUUGCUACAUGUGAAUAAGAUGUUUGUGUGGCCAAACCAUGCAAUACAAAUUUUUGUCUCUAACAUUGACAAUCCAGCUUUGGCCACUUUUUGUGAACCAGUUGAGAAGGCCAAUUCAAGCCAUUCUUUUACUGCAGGACUUGCUCACAGUGUUGGUCUCAGGAAACAACCAUUAAGAGUAUACAGCAUGGUAAAAUAUGCAGCAAUAGGUCGUGGAGAUGCAGAGGUAUUCAUGAAAUUUGCAAGGGCAGGUUACAAGGAGAAAAUAUGGGAUCAUGCUGCAGGUGUUAUUAUCAUACAAGAAGCUGGUGGAGUGGUAACAGAUGCUGGAGGGUGUCCCCUAGACUUCUCAAAAGGAUUAUAUUUAGAAGGCUUAGAUCGCGGUAUAAUUGCUUGUUCUGGAGCCUCAUUGCAUGGAAAGAUCAUUGAUGCUGUUGAUGCUAGCUGGGGCUGUUCCAGCCUUUGAGGCUGCUUCUAACCAUAAAUAUAAAUGUAUAUACUUAACAAUUAAUGUUAAUAAUUUUCAACUCUAAGUUUUGGUUUUGCAUAAUACUAUAUGCAUUGACAUAUUGGUAACAUAAUUUUGUUUCGAAGUAUACUUCCAGAUACAUGUGGGAAGUCAGGAUUGGAAAAAGGAAACUUCCAUUUUUUGGUUGUGAGCAAGUGAACAGGAAUGUGUUAUAAGAUGAGUCUGCUUGGAAAUUCAAUUCAUUUUGAAUAAGUAUACUGCCAGUUUUUUUGGUCGGGAUUUGAAUCCCGGACCUUGCA